ACGCUAUCUUGCGUGGAGAAUUGAUUACCUUACCCCCUUUGCGCCCACGCGACCGAGGGUUCUUAAGAAGAGACAGGAUUGAAUUCGGCGUGGACACUUUGUUGAACGAGCUUCAUGACUGCUCGACACAAGAAAAGCUGGGACGCAGCCACGGCCACUACACUCUACGCGCAAUCGAGAUAUGGACGGUGAUCCUGCCAUCGAGCCGGAAAUCGAUGGCUUCACUCGGAUCCUACCCUUACCAUACCGCGUCGCUCUCAUAAUUGUGCUUGGCAUAUGGGCAUGGGGCCUCAACCUUCACUACCUCUCCCUCAUAAAGAUCGACGUCCCCUCUCUAAUCCGCUAUCCAUCGCGUGCCUCGCCACACCACCCACCGCAUCACCUCUCCUGCUACCGUAUCGCAACUUUCCUCUCCAUCCCUCUCGUCCUCUCGCUUUUCCUUUUCUGGGCGAUUACCCACGGUAGCACCAAAGCCAUUGCAGAUUGGGAGAUCCUUCCAAACCUCUACCUACUCGUCCUUGUCAUAGGCUUCAUCGCGCCAGUGCCUUUUGUCAGCCGCAGUGGACGCUCGCGCACACUCGCAACGCUGAAGCGCAUCAGCAUUGGUGGCAUUGCCGAAGCGCAAGAUGGCAAAUUUGGGGACAUUUUGCUUGCAGAUGCGUUGACAAGUUAUGCCAAAGUCCUUGGUGAUUUGUUCAUUUCAUUAUGCAUGUUUUUCUCGUCGGGACAACGCUCCACUGCCGCGCCUAACCGCAACUGCGGUGGAACUUUCUGGGUCCCCUUUAUCAUUGCGGUACCCUACCUGAUCCGCUUUCGGCAAUGCAUCACGGAGUACUACCGCGUCAAAAGAGGAAAUGAGCGUACCGGACAGAUCAAUCCGAGCACCGGUUGGGGAGGCACGCACUUGGCCAACGCAGCAAAAUAUUCCACUGCGUUCCCGGUCAUCAUCCUCAGUGCAUUGCAGCGAUCACCCGACCCUUCGAGCCUCGGCGUCUCAGAAGCCACUCUCUAUCGCAUGUGGCUCUUUGCUGUCAUUGUGAAUUCUGGCUACUCCUAUUACUGGGAUGUAGCCAAAGACUGGGAUCUGACACUCUUCUCCAGUGUCCGCACCCGAAAUUCGCCCGAAUAUCCCUGGGGCUUACGCCGUCAUCGCUGGUUCCAUGCAAAAGAGUUUUACUAUGCUGCCGUUGUGGUGGAUGCCUUGCUGAGAUGUACAUGGAGUCUGAAACUCAGUGUCCACCUCGACCACUUCAAUGAUUUGGAAGGCGGCAUCUUUACGAUGGAAGUGCUCGAAGUGUUCAGGAGGUGGAUAUGGAUCUUUUUUCGUGUGGAGACUGAGUGGGUCAGAAACCACAAGGGCCCGGCUCCCGACGAUGUUUUACUAGGGGAUGUGGGUGCAGGGAACAGGUAUGAUGAUGAUAGUGACUAGACGUCUAAUCAGUCUUCGUACUGGUCCAUGUUCACUGCUGCACACUUCAUGUACUGUUAUCUCAAAAGGGCAACUCCAUCCUCUAGGCGGAACAACGGAUAUUAUCUAUAGCCUAAUUCCCCAUCGCAUCGCCUAUUUUUACCAGGUUUCCGUCGCU
This is a messenger RNA of Bipolaris maydis ATCC 48331, 1586 nucleotides long. Its product is annotated as EXS family-domain-containing protein. The record is from RefSeq and is a predicted model, not a curated record. Gene Ontology annotation, cellular component: cytoplasm; membrane. NCBI's taxonomy places the organism in Eukaryota, Fungi, Ascomycota, Dothideomycetes, Pleosporales, Pleosporaceae.